Messenger RNA from Culex pipiens pallens (northern house mosquito), 1378 nucleotides. RefSeq names its product short-chain specific acyl-CoA dehydrogenase, mitochondrial-like. Gene Ontology annotation, cellular component: mitochondrion. Gene Ontology annotation, biological process: fatty acid beta-oxidation using acyl-CoA dehydrogenase; butyrate catabolic process. The transcript has 2 exons. Gene Ontology annotation, molecular function: flavin adenine dinucleotide binding. The record is from RefSeq and is a predicted model, not a curated record. Lineage: Eukaryota; Metazoa; Arthropoda; Insecta; Diptera; Culicidae. Bases 127 to 1338 code for a protein of 403 amino acids.
GAAGUCACGCAGUUCAACCAGCACGGCGACAAAGUACAGCACGAUAAGCUGAGUAAGUAAUUCGCAUUGGCCGACUUAAGUUGACCAACAACAUCGUAGCAGCUGGUGUUCCUGAACUUGAACGCAAUGCAUUGCGCUAGAAUAGUGGCUCGAUUGGGACCAUGGCGAUCCGGCAGGUCCAUCGCCAGCUUGGCCGCCCUGCCGGAAACGCACCAGAUGCUGCAGAAGACGUGCCGGGACUUUGCCGACAGCGAGCUGGUGCCGGUCGCGGCCAAGAUCGACCGCGAGCACUGCUAUCCGGCGGAGCAGAUCGCCCGCGCUGGAGACUUGGGCCUGAUGGCGAUCACGUUGAGCGAGCGGUACGGUGGGACCGGACUGGAUUACAUGGCGUACGCGAUCGCCAUGGAGGAGGUUUCGCGCGGGUGCCCGUCGAUUGCGGUUACGAUGUCGAUCCACAACUCGCUGUACUUGGGGCUGCUGGAGAAGUAUGGCAGUGAGGAGCAGAAGGAGCGGUUUUUGCCGGGGUUUUUGGACGGGAGGAGGAUUGCGUGCUUUGCACUGUCCGAACCGGGGAACGGGUCGGAUGCUGGGGCUGCGUCGACGACGGCGACGUUGAAGGGAGAUCGCUGGGUUUUGAACGGGACCAAGUGUUGGAUAUCGGGUGGGUACGAAGCUACCAAUGGGAUUGUGUUUGCUACGACGGAUAAGAGCUUGAAGCACAAGGGGAUUUCGGCGUUUGUGGUUCCGAUGGAUUCGAAGGGGUUGAGCAGGGGGAAGAACGAGGACAAGCUUGGGCUUCAUGGGUCGUCGACGUGUCAGCUGAUAUUCGAGGACUGUGAGAUUCCCAAGGACAACCUGAUUGGUCAACCUGGGUAUGGUUUCAAGAUCGCUAUGCAAUCACUGGACGCAGGGCGUAUCGGGGUGGCCGGACAGGCUCUUGGGAUCGCGCAAGCUUCGCUGGAGUGUGCCGUCGAUUAUGCCAACAAGCGGACUGCCUUCGGAAAGCCGAUCUCCAAGCUGCAGAUGAUCCAAAGCAAGAUCGCGGACAUGUCCGUGAGGUUGGAAUCGGCGCGACUUCUUACGUGGAGAGCCGCCUGGUUGAAGGAUAACAAGCAUCCGUUCACGAAGGAAGCUGCCCAGGCCAAGCUGGCGGCCUCGGAAACGGCUACGUUCUGUGCCCACCAGUGCAUGCAGGUUCUCGGCGGAAUGGGCUACGUGACGGACAUGCCUGCGGAACGGUACUACCGGGAGGCGAGGAUUACGGAAAUCUACGAGGGCACCUCGGAAAUUCAACGGCUUGUCAUCGCCGGGCAAGUGCUUAAGGAGCUAUCUACUUAAAGUGAAUAAAACUGCAUUUUUUGUUUUCAUACUAUUAAAA